AUGGCCGAAAGUUCCGAGACGGUUCUCUCUUCUAUUCUCGCUAUUGCUGCUCAUGACCUGGCGUCUGAGUACCACUCGAAUGAUGUCGGUUCUCAAACAUACCACCAAAUGUCGAAAAUGUACCAAAAUAAAUCGCUGGCUCUACUCGCCAAGGAGUUAAAAACUCUUUCCGCGUCGUCUUCCUCGGGAUCAGAUGUGAGCGCAUCAUCUGCCUUCACGCUUGCAUCUGUGAUCAUUCUUUGCAACAAUGAAUUCAUGCAACCACAGGGGGCUGGAUGGCGGGUCCAUCUUGCGGCUGCAAGGGAGGUCAUCCUGGCAGCAAAAAAUAGAUCACACCCUCACAAACAACUGACCAGCAUUGAAGAAUUCCUCAUGAUUGAAUUCUAUGAAGCAUCGGUGUGGGCCAAUUUAACGACUUUCGAUGACUCGAGCGAAGACGUCAAGCCGUUUCCUCAUAGCAAGGAAAACGCGGUAUUCACCGAUUUUGUCCGGGUUAUCGAUGAAAUCACUCAACUGGAGCGUCUUAGGUUUCGGUCCCAGUCACACAGCUUCCCCUAUCAUUCCGGGCCAACUCCGGCUGUUAUCAUGCAGAUAAAUUCCGCUAGAUACAGCAUGCUUCAUCUUGCUGAAACCAUCAACUUUCAUGCCGAAGAAGAUCGACGGACCUUUCAGCUCGUGGUGCUGAUGUACUACCACGCGACUCUCAUUUACAGCUGUCAAGCCCUGGGUGAACCACCCACCCGGGACUUCAAUGCACACAGCUCUCGCAACGAGAUCCUCAAAUGUUUACAGUCUCUUUCCGGGAUGCGGAUUGACCUCUUUGCUCAAGAUCUUGUUUGGCCACUGUUUAUGGCGGGAACUGAACUUCGAGGCAACCCGGAAGCACAUAACCUCAUUCGUGGCGGUUUUCAUUCGGUGAUGCAAUUCAGCCGCACUUUGGACCGGGCGCGUGUUCUGUCGUUCCUGGAAUCUUGGUGGAAAACUCCUGGAGCUUACGUGUCUUGGAUUGAUAUGGCCCGAACGCAAUAUCGGUCUUCCCAUUGUGACUUUCUCGUGGUUUGA
This is a messenger RNA of Penicillium arizonense, 1062 nucleotides long. RefSeq lists its product as uncharacterized. The record is from RefSeq and is a predicted model, not a curated record. The coding region runs from base 1 to 1062 and encodes 353 amino acids. Gene Ontology annotation, biological process: positive regulation of transcription by RNA polymerase II. The transcript has a single exon. Gene Ontology annotation, cellular component: nucleus. Lineage: Eukaryota; Fungi; Ascomycota; Eurotiomycetes; Eurotiales; Aspergillaceae. Gene Ontology annotation, molecular function: transcription cis-regulatory region binding; DNA-binding transcription factor activity.